Messenger RNA from Zingiber officinale, 3254 nucleotides. RefSeq names its product vacuolar protein sorting-associated protein 53 A-like. NCBI's taxonomy places the organism in Eukaryota, Viridiplantae, Streptophyta, Magnoliopsida, Zingiberales, Zingiberaceae. The transcript has 25 exons. Gene Ontology annotation, biological process: retrograde transport, endosome to Golgi. The record is from RefSeq and is a predicted model, not a curated record. The coding region runs from base 369 to 2891 and encodes 840 amino acids. Gene Ontology annotation, cellular component: GARP complex.
GGGCCGGGAGGUUCUCGGGUUGGAUUCUGUUCCAGUUUCCUACUGGUCAUGAAACUGGAAUAUUUUGGAGUAGAACGAACGGGAGACCACUGGAGAUCUCGAUUUCUUAUUCUUCCGCAAGCGAAUUCCCAAUUCCGAUCGCCGAGAGGAAGAGAAGAGGACGUUGUUUCUUUGACGCAAUGUUGUAGAUCUUGAAGAUGAUCGCGUAAUUCUACGUCCGCACGUUAGGAUUUACGCGCUGGCGCUAAUUCUAGCGUUCUGAUAAUGAAAUACUGAUUGCGCAUUGGCCUGCAGCCUUCCUCCUCUUUCCUGGCGGGUUUGGAUUCAGAUUCGUCUUUUUCGGCGAUUGAUUAAGGAGUUGAGAGGAGAUGGACAAGUCCAGUGCUUUGGAGUACAUCAACCAGAUGUUUCCUAACGAAGCAUCAUUAUCUGGGGUGGAGCCACUUAUGCAGAAAAUACAAAGUGAGAUACGCCGUGUGGAUGCAAGUAUAUUAGCUGCAGUUCGACAACAGAGUAACUCUGGCACAAAAGCAAAGGAAGAUCUUGCUUCUGCAACACAUGCUGUUCAGGAACUCAUGCACAAAAUACGUGAAAUAAAAACAAAGGCUGAACAAAGUGAAACAAUGGUUCAAGAAAUUUGUCGCGAUAUUAAGAAAUUGGACUGUGCAAAGAAACAUAUAACAACCACGAUUACAGCUCUUCAUCGUCUUACCAUGCUAGUAUCAGCUGUUGAACAACUUCAAAUAAUGGCUUCAAAACGCCAGUAUAAGGAAGCUGCUGCACAGUUGGAGGCAGUAAACCAGUUGUGCAAUCACUUUGAAGCAUACAGGGAUGUACCAAAAAUAUCUGAGCUUAGAGAGAAAUUCAAGAACAUCAAGAAAAUUCUUAAAUCUCAUGUAUUUUCAGACUUCUCAAGCUUAGGUACUGGAAAAGAGACAGAAGAAACUAAUUUGCUGCAGCAGUUGACAGAUGCUUGCUUGGUCGUGGAUGCACUAGAGCCAUCUGUAAGGGAAGAACUAGUAAGAAAUUUCUGCAGCAAGGAGCUUACUUCAUAUCGCCAGAUAUUUGAGGGAGCAGAACUAGCAAAGCUGGAUAAGACAGAGAGGAGAUAUGCAUGGAUUAAGCGUCGAUUGCGAACUAAUGAGGAUGUUUGGAAAAUUUUCCCUUCUGCAUGGCAUGUUGACUAUCUCCUGUGCAUCCAGUUCUGUAAGAUGACCAGGUCACAGCUUGUGGAUAUUCUCAAUAAUCUGAAAGAGAAACCAGAUGUUGCAACACUACUAAUGGCACUUCAGCGAACUCUUGAAUUUGAGGAAGAGUUGGCAGAAAAAUUUAGUGGAGGAACUGCAAGCACUCGGAAUACAGAAUUUGGUAGUGAUGAAGAACCUGGUGAGGGAGAAAGCAACAAGAAAAUUGUCUCAGACAUUCGCAAGAAAUAUGAGAAAAAGCUUGCUUUGCAACAUGGUGGAGAUGAAUUAGACAAGGACAAGCAAAAAGAUUUGACAGUGCCUGGGGCUGGGUUUAACUUCCGUGGAAUUAUUUCAUCUUGCUUUGAAACACAUUUGGCAGUGUAUGUAGAGCUAGAGGAGAAGACUCUAAUGGAACACUUGGAAAAACUUGUUCAGGAAGAAACUUGGGAAACUGAAGAGGGGAGCCAAACUAAUAUUUUGUCAAGUAGCAUGCAGGUAUUCCUAAUAAUAAGGAGAAGCUUAAAAAGAUGCAGUGCUUUAACAAAGAAUCAGACAUUGUUUAAUUUGUUUGGGGUGUUCCAAAGAAUUUUGAAAGCAUAUGCAACAAAGCUGUAUGCUAGAUUGCCCAAAGGUGGCGCUGGGAUUGUUGCAACUGCUACUGGGACAGAUGGGCAGAUUAAGACUUCUGACAGAGAUGAGAGAAUGAUAUGCUAUAUCAUCAACACUGCAGAGUAUUGCCAUAAAACUUCUGGUGAGCUAGCUGAAAAUGUUUCAAAGAUUAUUGAUCCUUCAUUUGUAGAUAAGGUGGACGUGUCAGAAGUUCAGGAUGAGUUCUUCCAGGUGAUUACGAAAGCAUUAGUGACACUAGUCCAUGGUCUAGAGACAAAGUUUGAUGCUGAAAUGAUAGCCAUGACACGAGUACCUUGGGCAACUAUUGAAAGUGUCGGUGACCAAUCAGAGUAUGUCAAUGGUAUCAGCUCUAUUCUUGGAAGUAGUAUUCCUGUGCUUGGAAGCCUACUCUCCCCUACUUACUACCAGUUCUUCUUGGACAAGUUAGCAGCGUCUCUUGGUCCACGUUUAUACCAUAACAUUUUCAAAUGCAAACAAAUAUCAGAAACUGGUGCUCAACAGAUGUUAUUGGAUACUCAAGCAGUAAAGACAAUCCUUAUGGAGAUUCCUGCAUUGGGAAAGCAGACAGCAGUUGCUGCUAGCUAUUCAAAAUUUGUUGGUCGUGAGAUGAGUAAAGCUGAAGCCCUGUUGAAGGUUAUAUUAUCUCCGAUAGAUUCUGUUGGAAAUACUUAUAGAGCACUACUUCCCGAGGGAACACCUGCUGAGUUCCAGAGGAUUCUUGACCUGAAGGGCUUAAAGAAAGCAGAUCAACAAGGUAUUCUUGAUGAUUUUAACAAGCACAACUCUGCAAUCAGGCAUCCAUCUGUGGCACCAUCAGUAGUAAUCCCCUCGGCACCAAUCUCUGCCCCUGCUGCACCAUCAACAUCUACUACUGCUACAUCUUCAGUCAUAGCUGCUCCAGCAAGUAAUAAUACAUCUACUUCCGUAGUUAUGACCUCCCGGGAAGAUGUCCUAGCUCGGGCUGCAGCUCUUGGUAGGGGAGCAGCGACAACAGGAUUUAAGCGGUUCCUUGCAUUAACAGAAGCUGCCAAGGAUAGGAAAGACGGGCCCUUCCGUAAACUCUUCAGCCCUUAGACUUCCUUUGCUUGCUUUGUCAUUCUUUCUUUUCCUUUCAUUAUGAUGUAUUUAAUCUUUGAGACGGACCUAAGGCCUAACCAUAUUUUGCUUUGUAUACUGUAUGUUAAUCAUGUGUAGUCAAGUUAGGGUUUUCUUUCACCAUGCAUUUGUAGCUGACAGAUACAUAUAACUUUUUGACCCGACUAGGUCUUGGAGGUGACCGAUUCGAUUUCAUGUAAAUUUUCGACCGAUCACAAAGUAAAUUAGGAAGUGCGCAUGAUUAUCUGUCCGUAGUGGUCAGUGUUAUUAGAUUUGUCAUUUUUCAAAAAAAAUAUUUUGCAUGUAUUGUAGUUGAGAUUUGAAAUGAAAUUGUUUAAUUAA